UCACAGUUCUGUUACUAGUUGUUGUCAAUACUGAAAUGGUUUAGUAUAAACAACCAAUGGUUAAUAGUGUCUGUGCAUCGAAGUUAGAACACUAAAGUAAUUUUGUAUACGGUUUCCUACAACAAGUUCAGUAUAUUAACUAAUUAUUUUAUUUGUGUGUCCCCGCCAUUAGACAUAAAAAAAAAAGAUAAAUGGCAUCUGGGUCCUGUAAAGUUCUCGCUUGGAAUCGUAGAUUGUAGCUAAUGUUGAUUUGUUCUUGAAAGACAAUGGGGCCUAAAACUACUGACAUAUUGAGUGGAUUUCAAGUUAACUGGAUGAACUUGAGAGAUGCUGACACUGGUAAAAUUUUAUGGCAAGGAAAUGAAGAUUUAUCUUCACCCGAUGUCGAGCAUAUGGCCAGAGUCCCAAAGAAAAUUCUGAAGUGUCGAGCAGUAUCAAGAGAAAUCAACUUUUCUUCGGUUGAAGCAUUAGAAAAAUUUCGACUAGAGCAGAAGAUAUUAUUCAAGGGGAGAGUGAUGGAAGAGUGGUAUUUUGAGUUUGGGUUUGUGAUACCAAACUCAACCAACACAUGGCAAUCCCUGAUAGAGGCCGCACCUGAGUCACAGAUGAUGCCGGCAAAUGUACUCAAUGGCAAUGUGAUCAUAGAAACCAAAUUCUUCGAUGACCAGACCCUCAUUUCAACCUCCAGAGUCAGAUUGUUUUAUGUUUAGUGUACUUUGUUUGUAAGUUAUCGUCUUAGUGUAUGCAAAUUGAUCACCACAAGUGGCCUCGGAAGAUGUUGGCUUUCGUUUCUAAUGAUUUGAAGGAUUUCAAAACUAAAUAAGACGAAGCUACUUUUUUCAAAACUACAUGACACAACUAUUGAUCAUUUACAAUUUAAAGGCUGGUUUCAUGCUUGGGCAUAAUUACUACCGCUUGCAUCAGUCACUGAAUUUGGGUUUAGGAAAACCAAGACAUCAAGUGAUCUCUUACAUCUUCAUUGAGGAUAGGUUUGAGAAGAAAUUAAAAACUAGAUGCAGAAUUAUCUGCUACAAAAACCAGGUAGUUGCCAAACAUAAGGCUCAGCAGCUUAGUACAACUGGCUUGUGAUAGUUUUUAACAUAAUACUGGAAACAGGUGAUCUGCUCGGUAUUUUCAAAUAUCAAAACUAAUUGCUGUUAUGAAACCAGAAAAAGAUCUCAUCUGAACCAUGGCCAUAUUUCGAUAACUAUUCCACGGUCCGCUUCUGUCUAGUGGGGAGGUUAUAAGCAAUUAAAUUCUCCCUAUCCUUAAUGCCAGCAACCCAGUCAAGCAAGCUAGACAUUGAUUUUGACGCAAACUGCUUCCCUGUUUAAGUAACAGUAGAUUCAACACGUUCUUAUAGGUUUGCUGCUACAGAAAAGGAAAUAAGGGUUUUUUAGUAAAAUGCUACAGCUUAAUUCUCCAUAAGAAUAACACAGGACUUAAAUGUAGAUACUUUUGAAACUUUCUCUGUAACCAUUACAACAACACUUCAAAAUGCCUAAUUUUUUGUGUUGAGAAAAUUUUUAAAAGAUCAUGAAAAAAUGGGUGAAGGAAAAGCAUUUAAUUCAGAAGAGGUAUUUUUAGACUGUUCACGUUAUACUGUGACGUCCAUGAUGUGUUUGAGUAAGAAAGUCCUGUGUUUUCAAUUAUUAAAUAUGAAUUUUAACUUAAAUGUAGUCUAGGCCUAAGAAAUGUUUUAUUUUAUCUGUUGUAAUAAUUGUGUUAAUGUGAAUUUUAUUUAAAUGCCACAUUGUUUAUGUACUUCCCUGUUGUAAUCUUAACUUGUAUGUUUUGAUAUUAAUGAUUUUUUAUCUAUAUAAAUAACUAUGAUCAAUGAGUUACUAAUUAUUGUUUUUUGUUAAGAUAAGUGACAAUUUUAUAUGCAAUGUAAUUAUCAUUUGACAAUAAUACAAAUCUGGAUCCUCAGCAUGAAUUCCUCAGCAUACUGGUCAUCAAAAUGAAAAAGUAAAACGGUCCCAGGCCUAGGUCUUACCGUGCCACCUACGGUAAUAGCUACCUCCCUAUAGGGAAGUUCGCUAACAAUGAAAUAAUUUGGCUGAAUUUAAGAAAGUAUGAAGUCUAUUAUUUGUAAUGCACAAUCAUAUAGUUAAGUAGCUUAAUAGGUCAUUUUACUUACUGAAUAAUUCUUUAUAAUAUGCAUUUUAAUUAUACUGAUUUCAUUGUACUGUUGCUUAAAAAAAACUCUGUAUUUUUGGUUUUCCAAAAUUGUAACUGUAUAAGAAAAUAUAUUUUUCCUACAGUUACCUAACAAUGUACAUGUUCUCUUACUGAUUUGAGAAAGCAAAGUGGCCAAUUCGCUCAUCAAUGUUAACAUUGUCUCACUCUAAUUACUUUGUCUCACUCCAGAUUUGCAACAUGAAGGCACGAAAUAGUGAGCGCGUAACAUGCAGACAAGGUCGUAUGCACGCAAAAUACGUUGGCAGCACUGGCUGUAAAUCGGCUGGUCAGCUGUUGUACUGUUGUAUUUGUCACUUUACAUUAAAUGUCAUAUUAAAAGUUCACUUCUGUGUAAAAAUAUGUCACGUUUCUUUACCAAUUUAUUUGUUUUAUGGUAACUGUAGAAAAAAUAUAUAUGUGCAACUCGAGUGCAAAGUGCAAUUGCCUCACUCUAGAAACCAUUCCUCACUCGCCUACAGCUCGUGAGUAAGUAUUUCUCUCAAGUGAGUCAAUUGCUCCCUUUGCUCACUAGUUGCACAAAUAACUAGUUACUCUCUUUGAAUGUCAGCUGUUGAAAUGAACUCAGCAAUUUAAAAUCUGGGCAGUACAGUCAAUUUUUGGUUCUGUCUUUCACAGCUUGUUACGUUCAAAUAUCUGUUACGUUCUGAACAGCUCUUGCUUGUCAAAAAAUAAAGGCAAUGCUUUAAUAUGCAAUGUGUCAUUUACACAAACCUUUACACCCAUUUAUAAAUAUGCCGCUGUUGUAAACUAUGUUAAUAUUUGUACUUAUGUGUUAGUUAUUAAUUUUAAAAAUAUAUCUUUAUGUUGUAAAUCACAAUAUCUAGGGGACAGUUAUUUAUUACUUUCACUUUGUAUAUUUAUUUAAAUAACUUCUUGAUCAGCAUUGUACGUGUUGUUAAAUUUGCGAAUGUAGAUUCGCCUAUUGGGUCUGAUGAUGAUUGGAGUGUCCAAUCGAAAUCGAUCACCACUUACCAUCUUUUUUAUAUUUACCGUCUUGUGAGUAACAGUAUAAGCGUAAAUAUAUGUUUUAAGUGUUAUAAGACGUAUCUUUAUUUACUUUCCGUAUAUUUAUUUCUCUAAGAUUUAUGUCAUGACUUUGAUUAUUAUAGAUCAUAUACAUAUUUAUUGAUGCAUUAUCUUGUGAAAUUGUUCUUUGCAAUAAAGGUAUUGUUAUUAUAAUUAUCUUUAUUCACAAAUAAAUUUGA
Messenger RNA from Macrosteles quadrilineatus (aster leafhopper), 3407 nucleotides. RefSeq names its product retinal rod rhodopsin-sensitive cGMP 3',5'-cyclic phosphodiesterase subunit delta-like. The transcript has 5 exons. Gene Ontology annotation, cellular component: cytoplasm. Gene Ontology annotation, biological process: sensory perception of light stimulus. NCBI's taxonomy places the organism in Eukaryota, Metazoa, Arthropoda, Insecta, Hemiptera, Cicadellidae. The coding region runs from base 267 to 710 and encodes 147 amino acids. The record is from RefSeq and is a predicted model, not a curated record.